GAUGGCCCGAUUGAAACGGAACCCACUUUGGACAUUGCCCCCGAAUUCCAGGCUGAAUGAACUGGAAACUGCGAAGAACUGCAAGGCAGCUAAAAACGAGAGAGAACAAAUAUCAAUCACUUGCAAAACCUUCGUAGCACUCCAUCCCUCUGAAAACCCUCUUCUUCUCAAUAUUUGCCCAUGAAAUUUUGUGUGAUUGCAACUUUGCCGUUCUCACUCCCGCCAAUCUAAAUCCUUUCGACAUCUCAAACCCUCCGUGUCUAGGGUUUGUUUGUGACUCAGAGAGAUAGAAGAUGUCUGUCCCUGCCUUUGAGUGUAUAUACGUUACGGAGGAAUGUAUUCGCGAAUGGAAGGGUGGAAAUUCCAGCUUCCGUAUCACCGACACCGUCUCCACGCUACGCUUUCUCUAUGAGCUAUGCUGGGCUAUGGUUCGAGGUGAAUUGCCGUUCCAGAAAUGUAAAGCAGCAUUGGAUUCGGUUGAGUUCGUGAAUCAAGUGUCAGACACCGAGUUGUCUUCAAGUCUUACCGAUAUUGUUACUCAAAUGGCUCAGGAUCUUACGAUGCCUGGAGAGCACCGUGCUCGCUUGAUAAACUUGGCAAAGUGGCUGGUAGAAUCUGCCUUAGUUCCUGUGAGGCUUUUCCAAGAGCGUUGUGAGGAAGAAUUUCUGUGGGAGGCAGAGAUGAUCAAGAUAAAGGCCCAGGAUCUAAAGGGCAAAGAGGUUAGAGUAAAUACUCGUCUUCUUUAUCAGCAAACAAAAUUUAACCUUCUUCGAGAAGAGAGCGAAGGCUAUGCCAAACUGGUCACUCUUCUUUGCAGAGGUUCGAAAAAUUCAACCCAAAAUGCAUCAGCAGCUACUAUAGGGAUAAUUAAGUCUUUAAUUGGACAUUUUGAUCUGGACCCAAACCGUGUUUUUGACAUUGUUUUGGAGUGUUUUGAACUUCAGCUGGAUAGCAACGUCUUUCUAGGAUUGAUCCCUAUAUUUCCCAGGUCUCAUGCUUCGCAAAUUCUUGGUUUCAAGUUUCAAUAUUAUCAACGUAUGGAGAUAAAUGGUGCUGUACCAUUUGAUCUUUAUAAGCUUACGGCUUUGCUGGUGAAGGAAGACUUCAUUGAUCUGGAUAGCAUAUAUGUUCAUUUACUUCCCAAGGAUGAUGAGGCAUUUGAGCAUUAUAAUGCUUUUUCUACCAAGCGACUUGAUGAGGCUAACAAAAUUGGAAAGAUAAAUCUUGCUGCUACUGGGAAGGAUCUGAUGGACGAUGAAAAGCAAGGAGAUGUCUCAGUAGAUCUUUUUGCGGCCUUGGAUACGGAAGCUGAAGCAGUCAAUGAGCGGUCUCUGGAGCUUGAAAAUAGUCAGACAUUGGGGCUGCUAACUGGUUUUCUUUGUGUAGAUGACUGGUAUCACGCUCAUAUGCUACUUGAUCGUUUGUCAUCACUAAAUCCUGUGGCUCAUAUACGAAUAGGCAAUGGCUUGUUUAGGUUGAUUGAAAAAUCAAUCUCUCCUGCAUAUGAUAUGGUCCGUCAAACACACCUUCGUAGUCUUGGCUCUCUAUAUGGAGCUCCUAUUGAUGCUAUGGAUACAACAAAUUCACCAGAGCAUGUGCCCUCCAUUAAUCUCCCAAGGGAACUUUUUCAGAUGCUGGCUACUGCUGGACCUUACCUUUGCCGUGAUACUUUAUUGCUACAAAAGGUCUGCAGAGUACUGAGAGGAUACUAUUUGUCUGCAGUUGAACUUGUAGGUAGUGGUGAUGGAGCAGCAAGCACUCAACCUAUCCUUGGUGUCAAUGGGAAUGCUCAUCUGCACCUGAAGGAGGCUCAGUUAAGGGUAGAGGAAGCCUUGGGAACAUGUCUACUUCCUUCCAUACAGUUAAUACCUGCAAAUCCAGCAGUUGGGCAGGAGAUUUGGGAAGUAAUGAGUCUCCUUCCAUAUGAGGUGAGAUACCGUUUGUAUGGUGAAUGGGAAAAGGAAGACGAAAGAAAUCCUAUGGUUUUGGCUGCCCGGCAAACUGCCAAGUUGGAUACCAGAAGAAUUUUGAAAAGGCUUGCAAAGGAGAAUUUGAAGCAGCUAGGCAGGAUGGUUGCAAAACUAGCUCAUGCCAAUCCAAUGACUGUACUACGAACAAUUGUUCACCAGAUCGAAGCAUACAGGGACAUGAUCACUCCUGUGGUAGAUGCGUUCAAGUAUUUGACUCAGCUUGAGUAUGACAUCUUGGAAUAUGUUGCAAUUGAGCGAUUGGCACUGGGUGGACGUGAUAAGCUAAAAGAUGAUGGUCUAAAUUUGUCAGACUGGCUUCAAUCAUUGGCUUCAUUUUGGGGUCACCUGUGUAAGAAGUACCCUUCAAUGGAGUUGAGGGGCCUAUUCCAGUAUCUCGUGAACCAGUUGAAAAGAGGACUGGGAAUUGAGCUUGUACUCCUGCAGGAGCUUGUUCAACAAAUGGCAAAUGUCCAGUACACUGAGAACCUGACGGAGGAACAGUUAGAUGCCAUGGCAGGGAGUGAGACUCUCCGCUAUCAAGCUACUUCAUUUGGAGUAACUCGCAAUAAUAAGGCAUUGAUCAAAUCCACUAACAGGCUACGGGAUGCGUUGCUUCCAAAGGAUGAACCCAAGUUGGCAAUCCCUCUAUUGUUACUUAUUGCCCAGCAUCGUUCUGUGGUUGUCAUAAAUGCAGAUGCACCUUACAUUAAGAUGGUCAGCGAGCAGUUUGAUAGAUGCCAUGGAACUCUUCUUCAGUAUGUGGAAUUUCUUUGCAGCGCGGUUACCCCGACUACUGCUUAUGCCCAGCUCAUUCCGUCACUUGAUGAUCUUCUCCACCUCUACCACCUGGAUCCUGAGGUUGCUUUCCUCAUAUAUCGUCCUGUAAUGAGGCUCUUCAAGUGUCAUGGGAGUUUUGAUAUUUUCUGGCCUUUGAAUGAUAAUGAAGCUGCAAACAAUUCAACUUUCUCAGCAGAAAAUACUGGCAAAUUGAUUCUGGAUCUUGGCACUCAGAAGCCCAUGAUGUGGUCAGAUCUUCUUGACACUGUUAAGACCAUGCUGCCUUCGAAAGCUUGGAAUAGCCUUUCUCCUGACCUUUAUGCAACUUUCUGGGGCCUUACCCUUUAUGAUCUUUAUGUUCCUAAUAGUCGUUAUGCAUCUGAAAUAGCCAAGCAGCAUGCUGCUCUGAAAGCCCUUGAGGAAAUUUCUGACAAUUCAAGCUCUGCAAUCACCAAAAGAAAGAAAGACAAAGAAAGAAUUCAAGAAUCUCUAGAUCGUCUUAUGAGUGAACUCCAUAAGCAUGAAGAACAUGUUGCAUCUGUUCGUAGACGGCUUUCCCACGAAAAGGACAACUGGUUGAGUUCUUGUCCCGAUACUCUGAAAAUCAAUAUGGAAUUCCUCCAGCGUUGUAUUUUUCCACGCUGUACAUUCAGCAUGCCAGAUGCUGUCUACUGUGCCAUGUUUGUUCACACUCUUCAUUCUCUUGGGACACCAUUUUUUAACACUGUCAACCACAUUGAUGUUUUGAUAUGUAAAACCUUACAACCUAUGAUAUGCUGUUGUACUGAAUAUGAAGUGGGUAGACUUGGGAGGUUUUUGUAUGAGACGUUAAAGAUUGCUUAUCAUUGGAAGAGUGACGAAUCCAUAUAUGAACGUGAGUGUGGAAAUAUGCCUGGCUUUGCCGUGUAUUAUAGGUAUCCCAACAGUCAGCGUGUUACUUAUGGCCAGUUCGUUAAGGUACACUGGAAAUGGAGUCGAAGAAUCACACACUUGUUGAUUCAGUGCUUGGAAUCUACUGAGUACAUGGAGAUUCGUAAUGCCCUUAUAAUGUUGACGAAAAUUUCUGGUGUAUUCCCGGUCACUCGGAAGAGUGGAAUUAACCUUGAAAAACGAGUAGCUAAAAUCAAGAGUGACGAAAGAGAGGAUCUCAAGGUCCUUGCAACGGGUGUUGCUGCAGCUUUGGCUGCUAGAAAACCUUCGUGGGUCACAGAUGAAGAGUUUGGCAUGGGAUAUGUUGAUUUAAAACCUGCUUCCUCAGUUGCAGGGAGGUCUCUUGCUGCUGGUAAUGUAGUAGCUAUACAAAAUGGUUCUACUCUUACUAUUACUCAAAAUGAAUCUUCUAGAGGAAAGUCAGUUGCUACCAUAACCCAACAUGCAGAUUCUGGAAGAGAGCAGGCAUUGAGGGCAAAAGCUUUUGAUGUGAUAUUGGAAAGAACUGAAGGUGCGUCGCUGAAGGCUGACCAAGGUCAUCUAAAAUUAAAAAGUGGUUCAUUGGUCAAUAAGCUUGAGGCUCAGUCAACAUUUACCCAAGUUGCUGGGAAAGCUGGAACAUCAAGCUUGGCAGAAAAUCAGAAAGAGAUGGAUGAAUCUACAAAUAAGACAUUGGAUGAAAAUGCAGCCAAAGUUGCCCCAAAGAACCAUGUGGAGUCUGAGUUGAAAGCUUCAGUAAAGCGGUCAGUGGUUACUGGAUCACAUACUAGGUUACCGAAGCAAGAUCUUGCCAAAGAUGAGCCUAAAUCUGGAAAGCCUGCUGCCCGAGCAUCAGGUACUUCGAGCAACGAUAGAGAUGCUUCAAGUCACACAGAGGGUAGGCAAGCCAGUGCUGCAAAUGUUUCUUCACUUGCUACCAAUGGUAACAAUAAAGGUUCAACUUCAUCUACAAGAUCCUCAGAUAUUCAUGGUACGGAAUUGAAAGCUGAUCCUGGAGUUGCAAGACCUGAUAUGAGGUAUUCUACUCCAAGAGAAGAUGAGUUUGAAGUUGCUGAUGCACUACGAGCCCCUGCUUCUCGGCUUGGUCAAUCUCCUAGGCAUGAUAAUGCUGCCACUUCAUCAAAGGCCAGUGACAAGCUGCAAAAGAGAAGUAGUCCUGCUGAUGGGCCCGAGAGGCUAAGUAAACGCCGGAAAGGAGAUGCUGAUUCAAGCUUAGAGGGCGAAGUUCGAUUUUCUGACAGGGAAAGAUCCACAGAUGCUCGAUCUGUGGAUCUUAACAAAUCAGGUGCUGAAGAGCCAAUUAUCCAUCGGACUACAGAUAAGCCUUUGGACAGGUCAAAAGACAAGGGAAAUGAAAGAUAUGACAGGGAUUACAGGGAAAGGUCAGAGCGUCCUGAGAAGUCACGUGCUGAUGAUUUGUUGGCUGAAAAACCAAGAGAUAGGUCAAUGGAAAGAUAUGGAAGAGAGCGUUCUGUUGAGAGAGUGCAGGAGCGAGGCAGUGAUAGGAAUUUCGAUAGACUUGCUGACAAAGCUAAGGAAGAGCGAAACAGAGACGACAGAAGUAAAGUGAGGUACAGUGACACAUCUGCUGAAAAAUCUCAUGUUGAUGAUCAGUUUCAUGGGCAAAACUUGCCUCCACCUCCACCCUUACCUCCUCACAUGGUCCCUCAAUCUGUUAAUGCUGGUAGAAGAGAUGAAGAUGCUGAUAGAAGGUUUGGGACUGCCAGACAUACGCAGAAGCUGUCUCCACGUCAUGAAGAUAAAGAAAGGAGGCGUUCUGAAGAAAAUUCUUCAAUUUCACAGGAGGAUGCAAAACGAAGAAGAGAGGAGGAGUUACGUGAGAGAAAGCGAGAAGAAAGAGACGGACAUUCAACAAAGGUUGAGGAGAGGGAAAGAGAGAGAGAAAGGGAGAGGGAGAGAGAGAAAGCAAACCUAUUGAAGGAUGAAAAUGAUGCUAGUGCAGCCUCUAAGAGGCGGAAACUUAAGAGGGAGCAGCUACCUUCUGGAGAAGCCGGUGAAUACUCUCCAGUGGCACCUCCUCCUCCUCCGCUUGCCAUGUCGCUGUCAUUUGAUGGAAGAGAAAGGGGGGACCGAAAGGGAGGCAUGAUCCAGCGUACAGGCUACUUGGAGGAGCCAGCUAUGAGAAUUCAUGGUAAAGAGGUCUCCAACAAAAUGACUCGUCGUGAAGCCGAGCAGAUGUAUGACCGAGAGUGGGACGAUGAGAAGAGGCAAAGAGCUGAACCGAAGCGGAGGCAUCGAAAGUAGUGUUUGUUUUCACUGGUUGAGGCUUGCUUAUUUGUUUUAAGUGCUGUUAGUCAAUCAUAUGCUCAAGUGAUUUAGGGUUAAAUGUGGUUUCCAACCAUCUCGACUUCAAUGUCUUGACAAUUUCUUCCUGAUUUCAGCUAUAGUACAAGAUUAUUGAUUGAUUGCAUUCGUGGUCAUUUACGAAGUUGAUUCUCAUUGUAGAAAUAUUGUAAAUUUUGGUUUGUCUGUAAUCAGUUCUGGCCAAAUUUUUUUCUCCAUUUUUACUACAUGUAGAGUAAAAGCAUCAUCGACUCCUUGUACGGGCUUAAUGUCAAAAUAGACUGUUGAAACCCUUUAGUCUUCGUUAGUAGGAUGGUUUCUUUAAUAA
This is a messenger RNA of Tripterygium wilfordii, 6309 nucleotides long. Its product is annotated as THO complex subunit 2. The coding region runs from base 294 to 5942 and encodes 1882 amino acids. The transcript is spliced from 32 exons. Lineage: Eukaryota; Viridiplantae; Streptophyta; Magnoliopsida; Celastrales; Celastraceae. The record is from RefSeq and is a predicted model, not a curated record. Gene Ontology annotation, molecular function: mRNA binding. Gene Ontology annotation, cellular component: THO complex part of transcription export complex. Gene Ontology annotation, biological process: mRNA export from nucleus; mRNA processing.